AAAUUAAACUGCAGGAGGGCCAACUGUGCUUCCAACCACUUGGCCCGCAGAUCUUCUUGUCUGAAGUCCUCAGUGAGGAGAGGCCUUUCGCUCCUAUGGAGAGACACAGAGGAGCAUAAGCCGGAUUCGCAGGUUUGCCGGUACAAGGAGUACUCAACCCCCAGUUGGGAUUGUGCAGCCAGUGGAAAUAUUUCUCCGGGAUUAAGGUGUGUUGGAGUCUCCAGGAUGGCAGCAAACUCGGAGGCGUCCAAGCCGGUCAUCAUGAAUGAAGAGGAGCUGAAAAGGAAGCAGCGGGAGAAGCUGAAGAAGUUACAGGCCACGGGCGGCAACCCAAGACCUGCCAGAUCCCUCUUCUUCUUCACUCUUAAAAACCCCUUCCGCAAGGCCUGUAUCAACAUUGUGGAGUGGAAAACCUUUGAGAUUAUCAUCUUACUGACCAUCUUUGUAAACUGCGUAGCUCUGGCCGUGUUCCUGCCCAUGCCUGAAGAAGACAGCAAUUACACCAAUUCCAGCUUGGAAAGUCUGGAGUACAUCUUCAUGAUCAUCUUCACAUUGGAGUGCUUUCUGAAGAUUGUCGCAUAUGGCUUUGUGUUCCAUGAAGGUGCAUAUUUACGGAACUGCUGGAACAUAUUAGAUUUUGUCAUCGUCUUCAUGGGUCUGGUCACCUUUGCCUUGGAUACCAUCAAUACGAUAGCAGGAGUUCCCAUGGAGAAAGGAGGCGGCUUUGACAUGAAAGCCCUGAGGGCCUUCAGGGUUCUGCGACCCUUGCGCCUUGUCUCUGGAGUCCCCAGCCUGCAGGUGGUGAUGAACUCCAUCCUCAAGGCCAUGCUUCCUCUGCUGCACAUCGCCCUGCUGGUCUUCUUACUGGUCACCAUUUAUGCCAUCAUGGGACUGGAGCUCUUCAAGUGCAAAAUGCAUAAAACCUGCUAUUACACGGGCACAAAUAUCUAUUCAACCGCCGAGGGGGAGAUACCUGCACCCUGCGCUCAGGCCGGGAACGGACGGCGCUGCAUGGUUAACGGCUCCGAGUGUCGGCCGGGCUGGGAAGGUCCCAACAACGGCAUCACCCACUUUGACAACAUCGGCUUCGCCAUGCUAACAGUCUACCAGUGUAUCACAAUGGAGGGAUGGACUAAAGUUCUCUACUGGAUAAACGAUGCGAUCGGAAAUGAAUGGCCUUGGGUCUACUUUGUUCCUCUCAUUCUUGUGGGCUCUUUCUUUGUGCUCAAUUUGGUUCUGGGUGUCCUCAGUGGUGAGUUUACCAAAGAGCGGGAGAAAGCCAGAUCCAGAGGAGAGUUCCAGAAGUUGCGGGAGCGUCAGCAGCUGGAUGAGGACCUGCACGGCUACAUGGAGUGGAUCACCCAUGCUGAAGUCCUGGAUGCUGACAGGGAAGGCAAAGGUCUCCUGCCUUUGACCAGUGGGGACUCGGACACUGACAGCCUGUACGACAUGGAGGGCAAGAGUCGAGUGAUCUACUACUAUCGCUUGGUUCGUCGUUGGAACCGCUUCUUCAGGAUGAAGUGCCUGGUUUACGUGAAGACCAGAUGGUUUUACUGGCUGGUGAUGUUCCUCGUCCUCCUCAACACGCUGACCAUCGCCACCGAGCACCACCACCAGCCCGCGACGCUCACUUCAAUUCAAGAUGUGGCAAGCCGUGUGCUCCUGGUGCUUUUUGUCAUCGAGAUGUUUGUGAAAAUGUACGCUCUGGGUCCCCGGGCGUAUUACAUGUCGCUGUUCAAUCGUUUUGACUUCUUCGUGGUGCUUUGCGGCAUCCUGGAGAUGAUUAUGUUGGCGGUGGGAGAGGUGACCCCGUUGGGUUUCUCGGUACUCAGGUGUAUUCGGCUUCUGAGGAUCCUUAAAGUCACAAAGUAUUGGACCUCUCUGAGUAACCUUGUAGCCUCCCUGCUCAACUCUGUUCGCUCCAUUGCCUCACUGCUCCUCCUCCUCUUCCUCUUCAUCGUCAUCUUCUCAUUGCUUGGCAUGCAAGUGUUUGGGGGGAAAUUCAACUUCCCCGACAACAGGCCCAGACGGAGUAACUUUGACAACUUCCCUCAAGCGCUCAUUAGUGUCUUCCAGAUCUUAACAGGAGAGGAAUGGACAGCCAUUAUGAACAAUGGCAUCAUGGCCUAUGGCGGACCAGUUUUCCCUGGCAUUCUGGUUGCCAUCUACUUCAUCGUCCUCUUUGUCUGUGGAAACUACAUUCUUCUCAACGUCUUCUUGGCCAUUGCGGUCGACAACCUUGCCGAGGCUGAGAGUUUGACCUCAGCUCAGAAAGAAAAGGCAGAAGAGAAGUUGAGGAGGAAACUGCUGCGGUCCAAAAUGCCCGACAAGACAGAUGAGGAGAGGGAGAGGAUCUCCAAGAAACUGGCUGAGCAGCGAGCCAAGAUUGAGGGCAUGCCAACGACAGCCAAGCUCAAAAUCGAUGAGUUUGAGUCCAAUGUCAAUGAAGUGAAAGAUCCUUUCCCCCCUGCAGACUUCCCAGGUGACGAUGAGGAGGAGGAGCCUGAAAUCCCCAUCAGCCCUCGACCGCGACCCAUGGCCGACCUGCAGUUGAAGGAAGAAGCCGUUCCGUUGCCUGAAGCCAGCUCUUUUUUCAUCUUUGGCCCACAAAACAAGUUCCGUAAACUGUGCUACAAGAUCAUCAACGCCUCCUCUUUUACUAAUCUCAUCCUGCUGUUCAUCCUACUGUCCUCCAUCUCCCUGGCAGCGGAAGACCCCAUUGAUCCCAAUUCCUACAGAAACCAGAUUUUGGCCUAUGCUGACAUUGUCUUCACGACCGUCUUCACCAUUGAGAUUGUAUUGAAGAUGACCGUUUAUGGGGCAUUCAUGCACGAGGGCUCAUUUUGUCGCAACUCCUUCAACAUCCUGGAUCUGAUUGUGGUUGGAGUCUCGCUGCUCUCGAUGGGCAUGGAAUCCAGUGCCAUCUCCGUGGUGAAGAUUCUCAGGGUGCUCAGGGUGCUGAGGCCUCUCCGGGCUAUCAAUCGGGCGAAAGGCUUAAAGCACGUGGUCCAGUGUGUGUUCGUGGCUAUCAAAACCAUCGGAAACAUCGUCCUGGUUACCAUGCUGCUAAAUUUCAUGUUCGCCUGCAUAGGUGUGCAACUUUUCAAGGGCAAAUUCUAUAGCUGCACGGACGCAUCCAAAAUAACAGAAGAGGAAUGCCAGGGAUUCUUCAUCAAGCACAUUGAGAAUUCUCUGCAGGACACGGUCGUGGCCAAACGCGAAUGGCUGAACAAUGACUUCAACUUUGACAACGUGCUCUACGGCAUGCUGGCUCUCUUCACCAUUUCCACCUUUGAGGGCUGGCCCAAACUCUUGUAUCGAGCCAUAGACUCGGACGAAGAAGACAUGGGGCCCGUCUUCAACAACCGGGUGGAUGUCUCCAUCUUCUUCAUCAUCUACAUCAUCCUCAUCGCCUUCUUCAUGAUGAACAUCUUUGUGGGCUUUGUCAUCGUCACCUUCCAAGAGCAAGGCGAGCAGGAGUACAAGGACUGCGAGCUGGACAAAAACCAGCGCCAGUGUGUGCAGUACGCCUUGAAGGCGCGACCGCUGAGGUGCUACAUCCCGAAAAACCCGUACCAAUACCGCGUUUGGUACAUCGUCACCUCCUGCUACUUUGAGUACCUCAUGUUCUUCCUCAUUAUGCUCAACACUUUGUGUCUGGGGAUGCAGCACUGUGACCAGUCGGACCACGUGACCAAGCUGUCGGACAUUCUCAACUUGAUCUUCACCGUGCUCUUCACCGUGGAGAUGAUUCUCAAGCUCAUGGCCUUCAAAGCAAAGGGUUACUUUGGAGACCCCUGGAACGUGUUUGACUUCAUCAUUGUCAUCGGCAGCGUCGUUGACGUCAUCCUGAUUGAAGUGGACAGCGCCCUCGCUGCCAGUGGAGGACUGUACUGUCUCCAAGGCUGUGCUGACACAAAUCCCAUGCAAGAAAUAGCAGCCUCGGAAAACGCCUCCGUUUCGAUCACCUUUUUCCGACUCUUCCGUGUCAUGCGCCUGGUGAAACUUCUGAAUCGCUCUGAGGGCAUCCGGAACCUCCUGUGGACCUUCAUCAAGUCCUUUCAGGCUCUUCCCCACGUGGCUCUCCUCAUCGUCAUGCUCUUCUUCAUCUACGCCGUUAUUGGCAUGCAGAUUUUCGGGAAGAUCGCCUUAGUGGACGGCACCGAGAUCAAUCGCAACAAUAACUUCCAGACGUUCCCUCAAGCGGUUCUCAUGUUAUUUCGAUGUGCCACUGGUGAAGGCUGGGAGGAAGUCAUGAUGGCAUCAAUGUACGGGAAGAAGUGCGACCCCAAGUCUGACUUUCAGCCCGGAGAAGAGUACACCUGCGGCUCCAACUUUGCCGUCUUCUACUUCCUCAGUUUCUACUGUCUCUGUGCCUUCUUGAUCCUCAACCUGUUUGUUGCUGUCAUUAUGGACAAUUUCGACUACCUGACGCGUGACUGGUCACUGCUCGGCCCGCAUCACCUGGAUGAGUUUAAGAAGAUUUGGGCUGAAUAUGACUCCGAGGCCACAGGCAGAAUUAAACAUCUGGAUGUGGUGACGCUGCUGAGACGCAUCCAGCCUCCUCUGGGCUUUGGCAAGUUCUGCCCACAUCGCGCAGCCUGCAAGCGAUUGGUUGGCAUGAACAUGCCACUCAACAGUGACGGCACGGUCACCUUCAAUGCCACCCUCUUUUCCUUGGUCAGGACAGCACUGAAAAUCAAAACAGAAGGAAACUUUGAGCAGGCCAAUGAGGAGCUUCGAGCCAUCAUCAAGACCAUCUGGAAGCGCACAAGCAUGAAGUUGUUGGAUCAGGUCAUUCCUCCAAUAGGCGAUGACGAGGUCACCGUGGGGAAAUUCUACGCCACUUUUCUACUCCAGGAUCAUUUCCGAAAGUUCCUAAAGCACCAGGAAGAGUACUACGGAUACCGGCCAAAUAAGAAGAGUGCCUCUGGACCGGAGAUCCAGGCAAGGAAGCCCUUCGCCUUGGAAGGAGUUGAAUGGGUGCGGAAUUAUCUUGCGAUGUCAUCACGUGUCCACUUUGUGAUCCCGCAGGCAGGUUUAAGGAGCAUCGAGGAUGAAGUGACUGCAGAAAUGCACAGGGCCAUUUCUGGAGACCUGCAGAAUGACGAGGACAUGGACAGAGCUAUGCAGGAGGCUGCAGAGGAGCACAUUUACCAGCGUACGCACGGCUUGUUUGGGAAUCGGAUUGAGCCGUUCUCUCCCGAGAACGCCAACGCUCCGCCCCCGCAUAUGACCAACCAGCGGCCCCUCAAAUUCUUGGAAAACCAGCCCGAGCCGGCACUGAUCGCCUCCCCCACUGAGCCCGUCAUCGACUUUCUCCCGACAACUGCCCCCAAAAGCAACGUCAACAACAACGCCUUUGCGGAAUUGGCUUUGCCAACACGAGGCAGUCCUGAAGACUUGGACAGUCCCAAUGAAGAUGUCGAGGGAGAUAACCUCCCCUCAUGGGACUUCACAGUGAGAACAGACAGAACACAGUUCCCCUAUGAACCGAGGCUCAGCGACAGUCCAAAUUCUGACGACGCCAGGAUGGAGAUGGCCGAAGACGAGCACACCACAAUCGAGGACCUUGAAGGCGCGGCUCGGGCUAUCCUCAAGAAGAAGCGACGCAUACCCGUGCCUCCUCGCACCCCCACGCUGCCGCCGCAGCAGUCGGAGCGGCCCGACCCGGCCGUGAGGAGGAAGAAACGUCCCGUUCCCACGACUCCCGCCGCUCACACUCAGCGCAGGGCCCAGCCGCCUGAGGCCGACGCCAACGUUUAGAGACGUGACCAUCCGCAAGAUCAUCACUGACGGACUAGCACUCCAUUGUUAGGAAAAUAACGUCAAACUGUUUUUCUCCAUCUGUGGUCAUUUGAGUCAGUCAUUAUCCAUGACAUCUUGGUUCCAUUCACCAAGCUGGCAAUGCAAUUGUUAGUCAUGAUGCAGCUCAGAUUGAAGUUCCACGUCUGGCUAUUGCCAUCACUUUUACAAAGUUUCGCGAGAGUGGAGUGUCGAAUCUCGUGUGACCUCACAUACGGUUCUCAACUGCAGGAACGUUGUUGACAUUUAGUCAUAGUUUUGCAGAUUGUUUUGGUACAACUCCAAAUGAGGCCAUUGUAUUUGAUUUAAUACCUCUCUGACAAAUUCAAAGUCGGCAUCAUUAUCUGGCUACGGGCAAAUUGUUUCGCAACACUGUACCUGAAUUGUCGUAAACACUUGCUCCUGUUCAGUGAGAAACAAGUUCAAUG
Molecule: messenger RNA, 6233 nt
Organism: Hippocampus zosterae (dwarf seahorse)
Lineage: Eukaryota; Metazoa; Chordata; Actinopteri; Syngnathiformes; Syngnathidae
Product: dihydropyridine-sensitive L-type skeletal muscle calcium channel subunit alpha-1-like
Exons: 44
Coding region: 226-5766 (1846 amino acids)
Biological process (GO): calcium ion import across plasma membrane
Cellular component (GO): membrane; voltage-gated calcium channel complex
Molecular function (GO): calcium ion binding; high voltage-gated calcium channel activity
Source: RefSeq, a predicted model, not a curated record